AUGGGUAAUCUUAAUCCUCCAUUACUUCUUCCUUCUAUUGUUAAUUCUGGAAAACAUCUUUCUAUUUUCCGCUCUUCUAUUUCUUCUUCUUCUAAAACCAUUGCUACCCACAUCCAACAUUUCACUAAGAAUUCCAUGUCGGUAAGGGGAAACCCAAAAAACUUCGAUAAUGUUGAUGAUGCUUUGAUUUUGUUUAAUAAGAUGAUUGACAAGUACCCAAGACCCUCACUUGUGGAAUUCAACAAAUUAUUAGGAGCCAUUGUUAGAAUGAAACAUUAUGCCAUUGUUGUGUCGAUGUAUAGCCAGAUUGAAUUAUUAGGUGUUCCCCAUAAUGUUUAUUCUUUUAACAUCUUGGUUAACUGCUAUUGUCAAUUAGGCCAUAUUGAUUUUGGGUUUUCUGUUUUGGGGAAAAUGCUGAAGUUAGGUGUUGAGCCUCAUGUUGUAACCUUGUCCACUUUGAUUAAUGGACUUUGUAAGGAAGACUGGGAAUACGAUCGAGCUGUUAGGUUUCUAAGAAUGAUGGAAGACAGAGGCUUUGCACCCAAUAUCGUAGCAUAUAACACUGUCAUUGACUGUCUUUGUAAGAAGGGAUCACUAAAUGAGGCUCUCCAUCUUUUCUCCCAAGUGAAGGUUAAGGGCAUUAGACCAGAUAUCGUUACUUUCAGUUGCUUAAUUCAUGCAAUGUAUAACUUGGGCCAGCAGGAGGGGGCAACAAGGCUUUUGAAUGAAAUGGUGGAUAACAGUAUUUCCCUUAAUAUUUUCACGUAUAAUAUAUUGAUUGAUGCACAUUGCAAGGAUGGAAAGAUUUCUGAAGCACUAGAUAUCGUUGACACAAUGAAAAAGCAAGACAUUGAGCCUAAUGUUGUCACAUAUAAUAUAUUGGUUGAUGUGCAUUGCAAGGAAGGGAAGGUUUCUAAAGCUGAAGAUAUUGUAGACACAAUGAUAAAGCAUAGCAUUGAGCCUAAUGUUGUUACCUAUGGUGCAUUAAUAAACGGUCAUUGCUUGCAAAACAGGAUGGAUAAAGCUAGAAAAGUAUUUCAGUCGAUGAUUAAGAAGGGUUGUGCACCUGAUAUAUCUAGUUACAACAUCAUGAUCAAUGGAUAUUGCAAAGCUAAAAGGAUAGACAAAGCAAUGGAACUCUUUCACGAAAUAUCCCAAAAAGGACCAACUGCGGAUACUGUCACAUACAACACUCUUAUGCAAGGUAUGUGUCAACUAGGGAGAAUUUCAUCUGCAUGUGAACUUUUGAGGAAGAUGAUUGCUUUUGGACAAGUUCCAAAUGUAGUGACCUGUUCAAUUUUUUUGAAUGGUUUAUGCAAAAGUAAUAAACUCGAAGAGGCUUUGGAACUUUUUCAAGCAAUGCGGAACAGCAAGUUGGAACUUGAUAUUGUCUCUUAUAAUAUCCUAAUUGAUGGCUUGUGCAAAGCUGGGCAUAUUGAAGUUGGAAAGGAAUUAUUUCAUAAAAUCUCACUCAAUGGUUUAAAGCCUGAUGUUUACACAUAUUCUAUAAUGAUUAAUGGAUUUUGUAAAGAGGGAUUGCAGGAUGAAGCAUACCAGUUGUUUAGGAGCAUGGGAGAUAAUAAUUGUUUGCCUGAUAGCUGCUGUUAUAAUGUAAUGAUCCAGGGGUUUCUUCAAAACAACUAUACUUCAAAGGCAACACAAGUUCUUAAGGAAAUGGUCCGUAAGGGCUUUUCUGCAGAUAUACACACCGCCGCUUUAUUUUUAGAGCUGAUCUUACGAUUUGAUAAAUCAAUCUUGAUCUGA
Messenger RNA from Gossypium arboreum, 1764 nucleotides. Its product is annotated as pentatricopeptide repeat-containing protein At1g62670, mitochondrial-like. NCBI's taxonomy places the organism in Eukaryota, Viridiplantae, Streptophyta, Magnoliopsida, Malvales, Malvaceae. The transcript is spliced from 2 exons. Bases 1 to 1764 code for a protein of 587 amino acids. Gene Ontology annotation, molecular function: protein binding. The record is from RefSeq and is a predicted model, not a curated record.